This is a messenger RNA of Oncorhynchus nerka (sockeye salmon), 3263 nucleotides long. Its product is annotated as cell adhesion molecule 2-like. NCBI's taxonomy places the organism in Eukaryota, Metazoa, Chordata, Actinopteri, Salmoniformes, Salmonidae. The transcript is spliced from 5 exons. Bases 76 to 603 code for a protein of 175 amino acids. The record is from RefSeq and is a predicted model, not a curated record.
UAGCAGAUCAGCUCACAGAGCAACAGAUGUGGCCCACACCCAUUCGAGGGAGAGAGAAAAAAAAACACAUUGCUCAUGGGUCUCCAACUUAACACCACUGUCAACUUAACAGCAAAGCAGUUGCACAAAUUCAUCAAGGAAAGGGAGUUAAUGAGUUCUGGAAUUGCACUGACUGACAUCAUCAUGAAGGCAUCAACCACAGCAGGUCCGGCAAAAACCAUGACAUCGCCAGAAGCCUUCGAACAAGGAAUCAUUGAGGUCGUCACCCGUCUGGUCACACAGAAUUUCACAGAACACUUCACACAACCCUUCAGAGCUGGAGUUCUGACAACAACUUCUUCAGAUAUGACUGAAACAAACUCAGCCGCUUUUUUAGUGGGAGCCGCCCACGUAGAGGAUGGAUCCUUUGAAGCCAUUUUCGGAGGAGUCAUUUUUGCCCUGCUCCUGGCGCUGCUCCUGGCGUUGCUGGUACUGCGCUACAUUGUCAAGCAUAAGGGCACUUACCACACCAACGAGGCCGACUGUGGUGAUUCCGUCGACAAGUUUGGCGGUGACUCUCAAAGCGAGCAGGUUCAACUAGAGAUUUUGGACAAGGAAGAAUAGAAAGAAGGAUACUUCAUUUGAAACAGGAUCUUGUUCCAUUUCUAAACCAGGGCCAAUAUUUUCUAUGGAAUUGGAAAUGCCUAUGAUGGUCAUCUAAUUUCAAGACAACAUUUAUAUGGGGACUACAACCAUCUCAGCUCUGCAGAUUUUGCUACGAAGUGACAAAAUAAUUAGAUCACUUAUUUUUGUAUUGCCCAUAUAGUAUAUACACUAUAUAUGCAAAAGUAUGAGGACACCCCUUCAAAUUAGUGGAUUGGCUAUUUCAGCCACAUUACAGUCUUAUUCUACAGCUUUAUUUCCCUCAUCAAUCUACACAAAAUCUCAUAAUGACAAAGCAAAAACAGUUAUUUAUCUAUUUUUGCAAAUGUAUAUUUUUUUAAACUGAAAUAUCACAUUUACAUAAGUAUUCAGAUCCUUUACUCAGUACUUUGUUGAAGCACCUUUGGCAGUGAUUACAGCCUUGAGUCUUCUUGGGUAUGACGCUACAAGCUUGGCACACCUGUAUUUGGGGAGUUUAUCCCAUUUUUCUCUACAAAUCCUCUCAAGCUCUGUUAGGUUAGAUGGGGAGAGUUACUGCACAGCUAUUUUCAGGUCUUGGGUUCAAGUUCGGGCUCUGGCUGGGCCACUCAAGGACGUUCAGAGACUUGUCCCAAAGCCACUCCUGCAUUGUUUUGGCUGUGUGCUUAGGAUCGUUGUCCUGUUGGAAGUUGAACCUUCAAGCCAGUCUAAGGUCCUGAGGGCUCUAGAAAAGGUUGUCAUUAAUGAUCUCUCUGUACUUUGCUCAGUUCAACUUUCCCACAAUCCUGACUAGUCUCCCAGACCCUGCCACUGAAAAAAAAUCACACAACAUGAUGCAUCAUGCUUCACCGUAGGGAUGGUGCCAGGUUUACUCCAGACGUGACUCUUGGCAUUCAGGCCAAAGAGUUCAAUCUUGGUUUCAUCAGACCAGAGAAUCUUGGAGAAUCUCAUGGUCUGAGAGUCCUUUAGGGGCUUUUAUUGGGCACAAUCCAAGCGAGCUGUCAUGUGCCUUUUACUGAUGAAGGGUUUCCGUCUGGCCACUCUACCAUAAAAGCCAGAUUGGUGGAGUGCUGCAGAGAUGAUUGUCCUUCUGGAAGGUUCUCCCAUCUCCAUAGAGCAACUCUGGAGUGCUGUCAGAGUGACCAUCCGGUUCUUGGUCACCUCCCUGACCAAAGCCCUUCUCCCCCGAUUGCUCAGUUUGGCCAGGCGACUAGCUCUAGGAAGAGUCUUGUUGGUUCCAAACUUGUUCCAUUUAAGAAUGAUGGAGGCCACUGUGUUCUUGGGGACCUUCAAUGCUGCAGAAAUGCUUUGGUACCCUUUCCCAGAUCUGUGCCUCGACACAAUCCUGUCUCGGAACUCUAUGGACAAUUCCUUCGACCUCAUGGCUUGGUUUUUGCUCUGUCAUGCACUGUCAACUAUAGACAGGUGUGUGCCUUUCCAAAUCAUGUCCAAUCAAUUGAAUUUAUCACAGGUGGACUUCAACCAAGUUGUAGAAACAUUCAAGGAUGAUCAGUGAAAACAGGAUGCACCAGAGCUCAAUUUAGAGUCUCAUAACAAAGGGUCUGAAUACCUAUGUAACAUUAGAGUGUCUAGUUUGAGAAACAAACGCCUCACAAGUCCUCAACUGGUAGCUUCAUUAAAUAGUACCAGCAAAACACCAGUCUCAACCUCAGUGAACCAGUGAAGAGGCGAAUCCGUGAUGCUGGCCUUCUAGGCCGAGUUGCAAAGAAAAAGCCAUACCUCAGACUGGCCAAUAAAAAGAAAAGAGUAAGAUGGGCAAAAGAACACAGACACUGGACAGAGGAACUCUGUCUAGAAGGCCAGCAUCCCAGAGUCGCCUCAUCACUGUUGAUGUUGCUCAGUUGUGCACCAGGGCCUCCCACUCCUCUUUCUAUUCUGGUUAGAGACAUUUUGCACUGUUCUGUGAAGGGAGUAGUACACAGCGUUGUACGAGAUCUUUAGUGUCUUGGCAAUUUCUCGCAUGGAAUAGCCAUCAUUUCUUAGAACAUGAAUAGACUGACGAGUUUCAGAAGAAAGUUAUUUUUUUCCGGCCAUUUUGAGCCUGUAGUCAAACCCACAAAUGCUGAUGCUCCAGAUAUUCAACUAGUCUAUUGAAGGCCUGUUGUAGUGCUUCUUUAUCAGAACAACAGUUUUCAGCUGUGCGAACAUAAUUGCAAAAUAGUUUUCUAAUGAUCAAUUAGCCUUUUAAAAUGAGAAACUUAGCUAACACAACGUGCCAUUGUAGCACAGGAUUGAUGGUUGCUGAUAAUGGACCUCUGUACGCCUAUGUAGAUAUUCCAUAGAAAACAUGCCUUUUCCAGCUACACUAGUCAUUUACAACAUUAACAAUGUCUACUCUGUAUUUCUGAUCAGUUUGAUGUUAUUUUAAUGGACACAUUUUUUUUUCAUUUCUUUCAAAAACAAGGAAAUUCUAAGUGACCCCAAACUUUUGAACGGUAAUGUAUGCUCAAAGUAUUAACAUCGCAAAAUACUGUAUCAGUGACUAAAUAUGGUCAAGUUUAUGUUGAAGAUAAUGCAUGUUUUAUCACAUGAAAAUGCCAUUCGAUUGUGGGUAUGUAUCAAGCUACACAUUUGAUACAUUUUCACAGUCAUGGAUUAAAUCAGCCAAACUUUUUUCCCAA